Messenger RNA from Letharia columbiana, 306 nucleotides. RefSeq lists its product as uncharacterized. Lineage: Eukaryota; Fungi; Ascomycota; Lecanoromycetes; Lecanorales; Parmeliaceae. The transcript is spliced from 2 exons. The record is from RefSeq and is a predicted model, not a curated record. Bases 1 to 306 code for a protein of 101 amino acids.
AUGAGGAGGCAGAACACUACACGGGCGGAGAUACCGGAAGGGGGCCAAAGCGUUGACGGCGAGAGUGGCUAUCGUGCGCGACUCUCCGUCUUGGGCCCCGGGGCUUCAAAGUUUCGUCUGAUAUCGACGCAUAUCCAUAUUGUCAAAUGUCCGCCGAGAUCUGGCAUCUUUCAAGUUUCAGCACGGCGUGACCCAUCUCACUUGGACAUCGUCAUCAAUUGUAAGAGGGAUGACACCUUUCUGACUAUGACUGCGAAGGAUAUAAUUAGAUUGCUGAGUCACGCUCCGCAGGAAGCCUCUGCAUGA